This is a messenger RNA of Nezara viridula (southern green stink bug), 1306 nucleotides long. NCBI's taxonomy places the organism in Eukaryota, Metazoa, Arthropoda, Insecta, Hemiptera, Pentatomidae. The record is from the annotation of a GenBank genome assembly.
AAUAAACCCAUAUGUUGAUGUGGUGUUAGCAAUAAUGGAUAUAAAACUAAAAUUUAAACAAUCACAAUAUAUAUUUAGGAGAUUUCUUUAAAAUUAAUCUAAACACUAACACCAUUUAAUAAUGGCACAAAAAAAUAAUGAAGACCCGCGUAUGAGUCACGUAACUAUUGAAGAGCCUAGGACAAGUAGAGGAAGAGGCAGUCGUAGAAGUGGUUCAAUUGACGAAAGCCGCCAAACGAAUACCGACUCCCGUUACAUUAAAAAAAGUACUGUCGAAAAAGAUCAUAUCACUUUGCCAAGAUUCUAUAGAUCAUAUUCAUGCCAGAAACACACAACUUCAAUCACAUGUCCGAAAACACAUCUUAUCCCAAAUGAUUCACUGAACACAGAAUUUAUCUUUUACAUGGGAGCUAUUAAAGAACUUCUGCCAGCUAUGAGUGUCUAUGGAGACCGGAUUAAAGUUCUUCCUUGGAUAAAAAAACUUGCUGCACCUGAAUACCAAACAAGUCGACUAAGAACAAAGAGAAAUAAGUAUUUACUUCACCUUACUCUGAUUAUGAUGACUGAUACUUUGUUUGGAAUAUUUCAAGAGCCUCCCUCUUAUGGAAAACUACAAGACAUUGGGUCAUUGAAAACUAAUGAAAAUUUGCCUUUGGCAAGGUGGGAGAGGGAUAUGUACUGGGAUGAACUUCUUAGAGAUCUCAAUGAUGAUGACAGCGUAAUGAGAUGCUGUUGUCACUCAAACUGCCGAGCGGAUGAACAAGAUGGAAAUACACAUCCAAUAGCUGGUGCGCUACUGGAUCAAGAAUUCAAUUUUUUUCUUUACUUGUCAAAGCCUCUGGUUUCACUCAUCCCUUGUUUAAGAGACAAAGCUAUUUGCGCCGUUUGGAUUCUAACCCUAGCCAAAGUCAGGACAUGUUCUUGUCUAACAAUGAAAGCUAUCAGGAACGAUUAUAUGCAGGCAUUGUUGGGAUAUAUUCAGGAUCUUCAAGUGGUUGGGCCGUUCAACAAAAUACCACCAGAAAAUGGAGAAACCCUGAGGCCACUUGCAGAGAUUGCUGAAAAUAAAACUGGAUUGGGGUUUUUGACUCAGAGUAUAACGAACCCUAGCUCAGAUGAGGCUCAGGAUUUUAUGCAGCAACAGCCCGUUCCACAAACAGGUGCAUUUUGUUACAUUGCUAUCACUGGUAAUGCAUCCCUGCCGAAGAACAUAGAUCAAUUUUAAACCGACCGAGAACCAAUCAUAAACCAUAUGUUAAACGUUAAAAGUUUUUAUUUUUUUAAAUACAAAAGAUUGUUACAUCGA